AUGACUAUUGCACCUGUUCCUCUUAAUAUACCAGCGGGCACUUUCAAAGAAGAUAAAGUUAAUCACAAGGAAGAAACAACAGUUGAAUCUUGCGAAAAAUUAGUUGCUCUUAUGACAGAUCCAGUUGAUUUGCUUUAUGAAUCAAUGCUUCGUAGAGAACCAGAACAAAUUACACGCUCAAAUAUUUAUAAUUAUAUCGGAACAAAGAAAACAAUGCCAUACAAACCACUUUCAAUUUGA
This is a messenger RNA of Trichomonas vaginalis G3, 240 nucleotides long. RefSeq lists its product as uncharacterized. Bases 1 to 240 code for a protein of 79 amino acids. Lineage: Eukaryota; Parabasalia; Trichomonadida; Trichomonadidae. The transcript has a single exon. The record is from RefSeq and is a predicted model, not a curated record.